GGGCACUGCGCGCGCGUCGACCGCUGAUCAGAAAAUCCAUAAAAAAAUACGAAUCGAAUUCGAUUUCGAAUUAUCUAGUGAAUGUGACAUUACUUUUCUUCUUUUUUUUUAAUCACCGGAGUGAUGACCAAGUGGUUUGAAGACUAGUGUUUUUGCGAUUCGUGUUGAAACUUGAAGGGUUAAUAAAACUGUGCCUUAUCGGAAUGCGUAGAGAUCGUCACGCACGGCCGGCCCAGAAGACUAUGGAGAAGUAGCCCGCCGGUGGCAGUUUGUCGGGUAAUUAAUUCCGAUUGCAAUGAAAAGCAAGCAUAACGGAAACGCAAUACGAAUGUAAACAAAAAACUUGCGCAGUGAACAAUGAACCGUGACUAUUACAAAGUGAUGUACACCAACAAGAACUGCAAUCGCAAUGUGAUGGACACUCAGGACGUGCUAGACAACGAUACCGAGUUUAACGCGAACCGGUUCAAACUUUACGAUGACUUCGCUACGGAUCUCCGUUUCAACUUCAGUACAUUGAGGAAUUUCCAUGAUGUUGUAAGGAGUGAUGUGAGUAGGCGAAGAGGAGACCCCAACGACUCUGGUGUGGACGUAGAGAACGGCAACCUAUUGGAUGACGCCACCACAUCGAACGAUAGCGAUCUGUUGGAGAACGAAGUUAUGGUAGAUACGUGGAGCAGCAUGGACUCAUCGAAUUCUCCAUUGACUGACUCCGGACCCUCCGCCAGCGACGACUGCACCCCUUCCACGUCGAGCGAACCGCCGCGCGGCCCGCCACAAGCAUCUUCCCCACACUCGGAUACGCGCCGCUUACCGGACCCAAAAGACCCCAAACCCAAAUAUCCCAAACAUGCACCCAAACCAGACAAGGCGCGCACCCGAGAUCUCACCCUGGAUCUAGAUAACUUAGAUUCCGAACACAUCCCCCGCCGGCCCCACUUUCUCGACGACGACUACCACCCAUCUAAAUCGAACAUCGAAUGUCGAAUCCCCAAGCCACACUUCCUCGACCACUCGCCUUCCCCGGACGAGUUCGACGAACGUAGUGACAUCACCAACCCGAAUUUCCUAGACGACGAAGUGGAUGGCGACGACAACCAAGCACAAAAGAAAGCAGGAGCAUUUCCGAAACGACCGACCAAAACACAGUCUUCCACUUACACAUCACAAGAAGACAGACCGCACAGAACCAAUUAUAGAAGUACCCUGCACUAUGGGCUGGAGAGUGCGGCUAGAUCGAGUGAGCGCGAUAAAAGGGCCUCCCAACUUUAUAGAGGGACGUGGCCCGGCGAGCGCGACGUGUGGACCGCACACGACUCCUCCAGUGUACGAAGCUUUUCAAGCAACGGCUCGGACUGUACUAGACCCUCAUCUAAUUUAGAAAACAAAAUGGAGUGCGUCUGUUCUCUUAUCUCUCUUCUGAGCCUAUCCCCCGAAAAUAAUGCGGACCUCAGCGGGCCACUGUUAGAUAUGAGCAGAUCUGUUGAAAGCUGCGUUGCAAUGAGACAAGCGGGAUGUAUUCCUCUACUGGUCCAAUUAAUACAUUCAAAAGUACCAAGGGAGACCAGAGACCGCGCAGCAAAAGCUCUCCGCAACAUUAUUCACACACAGACAGACGACAAAGCGGGCAGACGAGAAGCGAGAGUGUGGAGACUAUUAGAACAAGUUAGAGAAUAUUGCUACGUACUAGAGGACUUGGUAGAAUCUAGAAAAGAAGGGAAAGAGGCAAUAGAAGAUGACAUCAGCAAGCACCCAAGCCAGAGUGUGGCCGCUUUGAUGAAGUUAUCCUUUGACGAGGAGCAUCGGCACGUGGUAUGUCAAUUAGGAGGGCUACAGGCUCUCGCGGCAUUGGUCAGCGGCGACCAAGCCGCGCACGGAAGCAGAACUGACGACAAUACGUGCUUGACGAUGAGAAAAUACGCUGGUAUGACGUUGACGAACCUGACAUUCGGGGACGGGAACAAUAAAUCAUUACUGUGCUCGUUCAAAGACUUCAUGUUGGCGCUGGUUGAACAACUGGAGUCUCCUAAUGACGACAUGCGACAGGUUACUGCAGCAGUUCUCCGAAAUCUAUCAUGGAGAGCCGAUACUAACAGCAAACAAGUCCUAAGAGAAGUGGGCGCCGUAAAAGGCCUAACAAAAGCUGCAAUGACAUGCCAAAAAGAAGCUACUCUGAAAUCCGUUCUUUCUGCCCUUUGGAAUCUUACAGCUCAUUGCUCCAUGAACAAAGUGGCUCUGUGCUCUGUCGAUGGAGCUCUGGGCUUUCUCGUAGACAUGCUCAGUUACAAUUCUCCCACAAAGACGUUGGCCAUAGUGGAAAAUGCAGGUGGCAUCAUGCGAAAUGUGUCCAGUCACAUCGCAGUCCGCGAAGAUUACAGACAAAUUCUCCGGGAGAGAAAUUGUUUAAGUGUCUUGCUUCAGCACCUCAAAUCCCCUAGCCUUACAGUCGUCAGCAAUUCGUGCGGUACUCUGUGGAAUCUGUCAGCGCGGUGCCCUCAAGACCAGCAAUUUCUGUGGGACCAUGGGGCGGUACCGAUGCUGCGGAGUUUGAUACAUUCCAAACACAAAAUGAUCGCUAUGGGAUCAAGUGCUGCACUCAAAAAUUUACUCAACUCUAAACCCGGAAAGACUCAUAUAAUUUCCCUGGAUACGACGGCGAGGAGUAUGAAUUUACCCGCGCUACCAACCCUCGGAGUGAGAAAGCAGAAAGCGUUGGAGCAAGAACUAGACCAGAACUUAGCAGAAACGUGUGACAACAUAGAACCAGCCACGUCUCCCUCCACCAGCAAUAGAGAAGAAAAGAAUCUCUUCACAGCUACUGAGAGACAAAUCGCUAUGAACCUAGAGAGGCACAGAAUGACGUCGAGUUCCCCACUGAUGGGCAAUCUUGCAUCCCAAAUAUCGCUAAGCCAUAGUGCACAUUUAGCCAGCUACCUGAGCUGCAGCAAUACACUUUUAAAGGGAGCGUUAGUGUCUCGAUCAUCCGAAGGAAGCUCUACUAACGUCAACAGAUCAGACAGUAAGGAUUCCGUGACAAGUACUCAUUCCGAUUCAGUUUUCGAAAGAGGAAUGCGGACAGGAAAAGUUCCCGUGCCUACACCGAGGAGUAAAGACUUGAUGAAGAUGGACACGGGAAGCGAUACCUUCAAAAGUCCGAAGCCAUUAUCGAAGGAUGCCACCUACCUUCGCUACUCCGGCCAACCACCCAUUCCGCCUCCGAGAAGCUCAACAGACAUGCGAACCAACUACACAGAAUCUGGUUAUGACGUCGACCAGGAUUCUUGCGACCAACCCAUCGAUUUCAGCAGAAAGUACUCGGAAACCAAAACUGAAUCGGAACCUGUUGAGAAACCUAAAGUGGAGACUACAAAGUAUUCUAAAAAGGAGCCAAACACCUUCGGCGAUUACCAAGAGACUGAUUUGGACCAACCGACGGAUUACUCCUUGCGUUAUGCGGAGCACCAAUCAGAGACCGGCUCGGAUAUAUCCGAACCCCCAGCUCCUUCCGUUCACGAGGAUACAAUCAAACAUUUCGCUACAGAAGGAACCCCUUACGAAACUCCAAUAAUAUUUUCCACUGCCACGUCUAUGUCUGAUCUCCGUAUAAUUGGCAAAGAUGGCAAACCGAAAACUUCAAGUGUUAAGGAACACCCCGAAGUUAUGACUCAUUCGGAUGAGAAGGACACUUGUUCCAUAGAAGAUCCACCAAGACACGAUAACGAUAUAGCGAUUUCAACACCACCUACCGCUUCAAUAUCCGACCCCGUUGUUGAAAAACGGGGUGUUUUCGACACGAAGUUUAGUUCGGGGAUGAUAAGCCCUGAAAAACCUGUGAAUUACUGUGACGAAGGCACGCCGGGGUAUUUCUCUAGAGUCAGUUCACUGAGCAGUCUCGGCGAGCCUACGGAAGAAGACAGCUUGGCUAAGAAAAAUGCACGAGCGUCCAUUAAUGUUGAGCCGAGUCCACAGGAGCAGAGUACUAGCAGUUCAGGAAAAGAUAAAGAAGGGUCAAAAGCGGUAACAUUCGCCCAAGAGCCCGUGUCCAUUGCACAAGAGGCGUCCGGCGCGGCGUCCGCGCGCACGUCAUCACCUCAACGGUUCAUAGAGGACACUCCACUCAUGUUCUCGAGGUCGAGUUCCUUGGGCUCUCUACCCGAAUGCUCGCAACAGGACGACCAGGGAUCCAUUGUCUCUGAAGUUAGUCGCCUGACAUCGGGCUGUAUAUCGCCGAGUGAGAUCCCGGACUCGCCCGGACAGAGCGUCCCGCUCUCACCGCGGUCAAGACACGCACCAGUUCUGGUGCGGACUGCGCCCACCACGCCACCCCUAGUGGAGGGUCGUAACAUAUCGGUGUUUGAGGAGCGUACGUCGCAGUUCGUAGUGGAGCACACGCCCGCGCAGUUCUCCGCCAACACCAGCCUGUCGAGCCUCACCAUCAACGACGAGCCCAAACUGCCAUUGUUGCUAGAGGACAUAAACAAGGAAGCCAACUCGGAAGUCAACUCUACACCACUUGAAGACCUACCCAACAGUUCUCAAGAUGUUGACACCAGUUCACCACCGGAUUUACCUGCAACGAAUGAAGCCAACGAUAGCAAAGGAGCAGACUCGUGCGGCGAGUGGGAGUCGACGGGUGGGAUCCACUCUUCGGACAGCGACGCGGCGAGCGAUAGAGAACUAUUACAGCAGUGCAUACAAAAGGGCAUCAUGCAGGUAGUGAAAAACAAGGGCCCCCCUUCCGAUGUAUCCUCUGUGAAUCCAUUUAGAGACGACGUCUAUAGGUCACUGCCGCCAUACUUGCGGUCAUCCACGGAGACGGUGAUGAUGCCUCACGACUUCGGCCGAAACGUCCGAGAAAGUAGCAGCCCCCUGCCCCCACCGCUGCCGCCCAAGGUGCGGCACCCUGAGGCGCCGCCCCGCCCGCCCCCGAUGGAGGACCAUCCGCUGGUGGAAGGACGAAGACACGAAAGCCGGCAAUUAGAGAAAACGCACCGCGACAGACCGAAACUGCCCACCGCGCAACAUCUCAUUAGAAACGACUCUCUCAGCUCCCUCAGCCUGGACUCCUUCGGCUCCACCGAUCGAGAGAUAUUCGAGGAAACCGUCAAAGCUGGUCUCUCGAGCGUCAACCCACGAGCAGAGUUCAGUCUCGACACCAAAGGUAAGGCGCACUCCGUAGAACGGAAACCAGAAUCCAUCAGACAGGGCAGGCAUCACAAGUCGCUAGAUAGAAGCGACAAGAUCGGCCAUCGUGGCCCCAAACUACGAGACCCAGAGUUCGAGAAGAAUCUCGCUUCUGGCGCCUAUAACAUCAAAACUACAAGCAAAGUAAAGAAGUUGGAACAAGAAUUUGCCGUCACAAGAUCACCUUACUCUUACCAUGGUGAAACUUCUAUGCAUCAUUCUAGAUUUAGAAAUCAUUCGCGAUUCUAUGACGACGGCCCUCCGAGUUUACCCGCUAGAAUCGACGACCCAAGAAGAUUAGAAAGGAGUAACUCCCUAAGUUCUUUAAGUAAUGACUCUUUCGGUUCCACUGAUAAAGAGGUGUUUGAAAGGUGCGUACGUAUGGGCAUGUCCAAACCACAACCGAAAAAGAGGGACGAAAAAUUAAGAGUAAGGAGUGACGAUAGGUUAGAAAUUAGAGAAUCCCAUCGUAGACGACGUAAUAAUACAAAACCACAUCAAGGAGCGUUAGAUAAAAUGGUGGGGGAGGAGUACAGUAAAGACAGGGCGAUAUUAGAGGAGGUGAUCGCGCGGGGAGCGGGAGAAAUCAAACCCGGGGAAGGAGGGAAUCAAAAAAAUCAGUCAAAAAACGUUCCGGCGCCGUCUGCGGUUCUCGCGGCCGCAGACGCGCGCGCCGACCACGCGCGAGGCAGCACUGGCUCUGAUCACGACUCCGCUAUCGACACAACGAUAGAAAUUACCCUCAACGACUCCAACGUAUCGAUAUUCGACCGCUCCAACGAAAUGGCGACUAUCGAUUCGGGAAAUACCACUCUAGAAUCCGACAGCAAUGAAUUAGAUCAUUCCAACGAAUGCUUGGCUAUUAAAUCCUGCAACACAACUGUCGAAUCGGAAAGGGACGAGCUAAAUAGAUCCAAUGAAUCGUACGCCGACGUUCUAGACGGUACUUGGAGUGAUGAGGAAGACAAACCUAAAGACUAUGACGCGGCUACACUUACUAGGAAAAACAAACACAAAUUAGAAUGGACUGAUAUAAAGUGUACGGAUAGUCUAAACCUUGAUGAUCUGUCCAAGAAAAGUAACGAUCAUGAUCACGAUACUUGGAACGAAAACACCUGUCCCGAUGACGUGACCUUCCCCACUAUAAGCGGUUCAGUCCACAUGGUUUCAUCUUUGAGAAGCGAAAUAGUAGACGCCGCUAUGGCACUCCCAGACUUACUAGAAAAGUCUGAGGCUCCCAAAUUAUUCUCUAAACUCGAUUUGACUGAUAAACUCGAUGGAGAUUUAGUUACAAGCGUAGACGGAAAGCUAGACGAUAAAAUGUUGCUAGAUAACGUUCCCGAACCGAGCUUCACGUCGCUCGUAGAUGACGGUGAACCGAAGUUUGACUCCAUACUGUCUUCCGCUAUAGAAAAGGAAGCUGCAAGAUUAGCGGCUCAGUUAAAGAACGCUCAAUUUACUAUGGAGAAUAGCGUUAGUUCUCUGACUUCUAUAGAUUUAGAUAACGUCAAACCACCUUCCAAUUUAGGUAGCCUGCUGUCUCUCAGUGCCUCAGGCCAUUGGGACGAAUCCCAAUCGCAAUCGUCGAAAAAAUCACAGAAGAGUCGAAAGAAAUCGUUACCUGUAGCUUUAAUGGUGAAACGAGCCCUGAGCAAUUCCAUGAACCAAGGGAGCUCUGAACAUCUGGAUAGUCUUUCUCUGAGUUUCCUCGACAACGUCAAGCCGCCUUCCGAAAUGGAACAUAUCGACAUGAAUGGGAGCAUGGUCUCAGUGACGAGUAUAGUUUCCGAGGUGGUUGAAACGAGAGAUAAUAAGACUCCAAUUAUAUUCGAUUUCAAACAACCCGUGCAAGAUUUUCCCCUUUGCACUACUUUCACAAAUGUCUUCCACGAUUUGGACAAAGUUAAUCCUCCAUCUUUGUUCGACGAAAUGGCGGAAUCCACGCUUGAAAACGAACCGACCACGGCGCAUCAAAUCUACGACGAUUGCGUAUCGAAUACUCUAAACGUAAUAACCGACAUUCCUUCUGGAUCUGAAACCUGCACGCCACUCCCUUCAGACAUAAGCAGCGUGGAAUCCACGCCGAAGAGACAGCGGGACUCGAAAUAUCUGACGCCAAAAGAAAAAAGAAUGGCAGCCAAGCAUAGAUACCAAACGUACACCAUCACAGACACGGUAUCAGAGAGUGACGUAGUUUUAAAGGCCGAGACAGAUGCAUUCAUGACGUGGACUAAAUCGGAGAGCGACAAGUCCGAUGAUUAUGUCAAAGUGACUUCUGAACCGAAAUCCAAGAGACGACUCAGUGCGAAACAGAGGCGAAUGGAGGAUAGGGCACGAUAUCAAACUCAAACCGUCGAUAUACAAAACAUUCUGAGUUCCCAAGAGUCGUCUCAGUCUACAGACCAGCCAAACCCUCACAUUGAGAGUUUAAAACAGCGCUUGGCUGCGAAAAAGACCUUAAAACAACGACGCAUGGAAGAUGCUGAAAGGUUUAGAACGAGAACUUUGAGCGAGGACAUUCCACCUUCCCCGACGUUUGUCACUAAAGAUGCGAACUUUGAAAAUGUCGAGACAACGACCGGAUACGAUAGUUUAUCCUCGAACGAAUUGAACCAUCAGCAAAUCCUCGACGACAGACACAGUGACGAUGUCUUCAGAGACGUAGACAGCGGCCAUAACGAAGAUGACUUUGAACUCAAUUCUGCACAGCUGAAAACGUAUACGAGAAGUUUUAGAAAUUACUUACCCGUCAUAGAAAGUCCAGCAGCCGUGGACAUGUGCGUCGUCAACAAUCUGAAGAAUAUCGAACUGACGGCGUCGUACCGACGAACUCUACAAUCGGAUAAGAGUCAGCAUCCGAGUAGCAGUGAUUUCGCAAGCUACGAAGGCGACAGCAAUUCUGAGGAUAAGGCUCAUUCAGAAUCUGACUCAGAAACGCCCACUUCGAGGCCGAAACCAAAGAUCAUCAAACCCGAAAGGCGAGACGAGAGUUUAGACUCAAACGAAUCCGGUGAAAAAGAACACGAGGCACCUAAAGCGGUGAGAGGGAGAAAGAAAGCAAUGUACGUUUCACCAUAUAGGAGGACUGCUCCGAGCCCAAAAAAAACACUAACGUCUCUAACGAAAACCUCGCCUAAAUCUAGCAUGACGUCAAUUAGGCCGUCUACCAGUUCCUCCAAAGCUUACUCUAGUGCCAAACCACCUAGCAGACUGCCACCAACAGCCAAAACUAGCCUCAACACGUCGCCCAAGAAAACCGCACCCAACAAAUCACCAUCAAAGCUUGCUCAAAAACCUAUAACUGUUCCACCAGCUUCACCCAAACCUGUACCUUUAGUUAGACAGGGCACGUUUACGAAGGAAGAGAGCUGUGUGCCGGCCAAAGAUCUGCCGAUACCCGAUAAAAAGACGAACACGCGUAUGGGAAUACCAAGUUCACCCACGAAAGCUGGACCAAACAUUUCCCCCUCCAGACUUCCUCAGUUCAAUCGCUCCCGACCCUCAACUAGUAAAACUACCAAAUCGCCCAAACAAAGUAAUUCCAAACGCAAUUCGGAACCUACGAUGAAAAACUCCGCUUCGAAUCACAGUUUACAAAGCAACGACAGUGGGAAAACAAUAAUACUCGCUCGCGGGUCCAGACAAGGAAGUACUUCGAGCGUAAACUCUAUAUCGUCUUCCAAAACCAAAGACGUUGAGAGCAAAAUUGCUAGUCUAUGGAAAAGAGUUGAGCAAACAAAGAAAUUACCAGCCAAAAGUGACAAAAAAGUAUUUAUCGAAAGCGACAAGACUGAAACGCCGAAACUUAUUCGAAGUUCAACUUUCGAAGGUCAACCGAAGCAGCAGGUCUCUACGGCGACGAAGCAAAAGUCUGCCAUCGGCAUCAGAGUUUCGCAGAUUCCAAGCUUGAGACCAAAAUCGACGCCCAGCAAGACGACGAGCCAAACUAAUGUCAAUAAGAAACCUACGAAAGGAUUCCUAAGGAAAGGAAGCGGGCAAGUCACUUCAUGAACUAAUCUAAUGAACGAAUAAUAUGAAAAAGUUUUAUGGAAUCUGUGCCCGUCCCAAAUGGGUUGUUUUGUAUAUGAGUGAUAUUAUGGAAGAACAGAAAGAUAGAUGGACAAAGAAAAAUUGUUUUUGAUGAAUUGUAAAAUUGUGGGUGCAACAAAUAAAUAAUCAACAGAGAAUUCUUUAAACUUUAUUAUUUUAGUAAUCGACGGGAUUAGGUAAUUUUGAUUUAGUACCGUCUUUUUAUUGAUUUGCUAUAAGUAUGAUUUGAUUGUAACUUAUCGUAUUGGUGCAGAUAUUUGUGUAAUAUCGAUAGUUGACUGAAAAUUGACUAAUUUUUGAUAUGAACUUGAUUUUGCACGUUUAUUACACAUUUUCAAUGAUAUAAUAGUAUGUUUUAUUUUUAUGUAAAAGAAUAAAUGACUUAUUUGAAGGAUAUUGAUUUAAUUUUUUAUGUAUACUUAACACAAAAAUGAGUUAAGUGAACAGUACUUUUUUCUGUUUUAUUAUUUACUUCGUGUAUAUCUGUUGCAUUUAUUUAACUUGUGGGACGAAAUUAUAAUAUUAUUAUUGUCUUUAUAUUAAAUUUAAUAAAUAAAUAAAUAAUCAGUACCUAUGUAAUGUAAGCAUAAUUUUUGUUUAGAAAACGUCACAAUUUUGUAUACUAAAAUUAAACGAGCAUGUUUUAAGGGUAACAAAACGGUGUUGUCUUAAUAAUAAUAAUAAAUAGUUUUUCUUUUAAAUUAUCUUGAGGAUUUAUGGUAUGAAAACAUGAGCUUUUCAUCCGUACAAUUCGUUAUACUUUUGGUAUUUGAAACUCGGUUUCCAUUGUAAAUAAGCUCGCAAUCUAGCUGUUAAGGUUACCAUAUACACACAUUUUUGUAUAUUUUUCAUAAAUAUUCUUAAAACUGAUCGCAUAUUACAAGACACCGAACGCGGCGCUUUUUUCGGAUUAUUCCGUUUAUCCACCCUUAAACACCCACUCUAGGGUGUAUACUCGGAAAUGUGUCCGUUUAUUCACCCAGGACUAAAAAAUAUACAAAUUCCGAUAAUAAGCUGGACAGAGGGUCAUAUUUUUACGAGUAUACACCCUAGGAUGGCUGUUUAGGGUGGUUAAACGGAAUAUAAUGCAUACAUUUUGAGAACCCUCUUGCUAUAUUUGCUCUAUCUGUUUCAGCUGUCAUGUCAAAAGUACGAUUUAGCCUCAGAACUAAAAUCGUACUUUUGACAUGACAUAAAUAUGGCGAAUGCAUUCUCAAAAUGUAUGCACUUUAAGCCAUUUCCUCAUUUUUUUCAUCCUACCUACUAAUGACGUAUCUGUUGGUACUCAAAAACGUUUUGUUGUUGUGUUGUAAUAUGCGUUCAGCAUAAUAUUAUAGUAAUUAAAUAAAGGCAACGUCACACCGCUUCGGAGUAUAAAAUGAUGGCAUAGUGUGUUAUGUCGUAAUUUUUUACGUCUAGUCAGUUUUAAUGUUAGAAUUAAUAAGCGAGGUAGUGAAUUCGGCUUAUGAAUUUUUUAGCGGAAUGCUUUGCAUAAAAUAUUAUUACGUUGCUCCAAAUAUAAACUGGCUUUUCAACAUUUUCAUUCAGUAGGUUCCGUUUUUUUUACAUCAAUCGUAGAUUUAAGCUGAGCGUACAUCUAUCAACACUCCAGCAAUAAGGUCAUAUAGAUUUUUCUUUUGUUUUUGUGUAGGUAUUUGCCCCGGUUUGUAAAAUGCGUCAAUUGAAUGGUAAAGUGUAACAGACUGAUGUGAGCAGAGUAUAUUCUGGCUCACCUUGUAUUUCUUGAGAGAUUUAUUUGUAAGGAUUUUUUCCUACUUUUAAACCAUAUUAUGUCGCAAAUAUUAUAUCCAAUGUAUUUCACUUAUAUGAAUAUAAUCAAAUUAAGUGAUUACGCUAAGCGCACAUUACGAAAAUCGCGUAGCGUUGCACACAAUGCAAUACUGCGUCCUCGUGGAUUUUAAGUUUUUUAAAAUCUCGUGCCAACCUUGUUUUUCCGGGAUAAAAGUAAACUCUGUCCAGGAUGCAACCAGCAAGCUAUCUCUGUAAGUACCUUUCGUAAAAAUCGGGUAUGCGGAUGGACCAUAAAAAUUACAGACGGAUAGACACACUUUCCUAUUUACAGUAUUGGUGUGGAUUGACAGAGUCUAAUUAAUUUACAUUUUUAAAAAUCCUACGAAAAUUAAAAUCGCUUGUACGUACGUACGCAAAUCACGUUGCGUGAUAUUAAAUGUGCGCUAAGCUUUGUUAUAUCCUUGUUUAAUGUACAAUAAUAUCAAUUUUAUUGAACACAAAACUUUUGAACUGAAUUGACUAAAUAGUAGUUCAAUCACAUUUUUCAGUGGAAAAUUGAAAGAAACAGCCUUGAUUUUUAGUUCCAUCAUUUUAGUUUAUUAGUUUUGUGUUCAACAGAAUUGAUACUAUUACCGAAUUACGCUCUUUUAUAAUACUAUUACUUAAUUAAAAAAAUCUCAAUUCUCAACCAACCCUAGUACCUAUUAGAUUUAUCAUUUAGCAUUGCGCUCAAUCGGGACAACUGUGACAGUCAACGAUGUCAUCAGGUUUUUUUUUUUUGAAAUUUAUUAACAAAGGACGCUUUUGUAUUGAAACAAAUUAUUUUGAAGACAAAUCGUGUGAGGACAUGCGGGUGUUCUGGUAUCAGUUGCUAGUAUGGGGUUUCGGGGUUCCGUUGAUUUGACUGUCACAGUUACCCCGAUUUUCAGUAUAUAAAAUGUUCUGUAGCUUCCGAUAAGCGUUAUUCCAUUGUUCAGCGUCAUUUAUCCUAGUGGUUUUAAGUAUGAAUAGUUACUUUUCGGUUGUAUUACCUAUAAUAGUGGUAGUUCUGACAAGCCAGUUUUAGCUAAACGAUGAUUAGUUCAUAAGGUGCGUAAUUUGAUGGUAAUAAAUGGAAUUUACCGCAA
Messenger RNA from Maniola jurtina (meadow brown), 12113 nucleotides. Its product is annotated as adenomatous polyposis coli protein-like. Lineage: Eukaryota; Metazoa; Arthropoda; Insecta; Lepidoptera; Nymphalidae. The record is from RefSeq and is a predicted model, not a curated record. The transcript has 14 exons. Gene Ontology annotation, biological process: cell migration; negative regulation of canonical Wnt signaling pathway; nervous system development. Gene Ontology annotation, molecular function: microtubule binding; beta-catenin binding; gamma-catenin binding. The coding region runs from base 358 to 9195 and encodes 2945 amino acids. Gene Ontology annotation, cellular component: catenin complex; cytoplasmic microtubule; beta-catenin destruction complex.